AUGCACCCCUUCUACUUAUUGUACGAGCGUGUUGCCAGCCCACAGGGUGCUGCAGUUAUUGAUCAUGUCAGUGUCUACAAUCCUGAACAAAUCGACGACACAACUGCCAUCAUCGGACGAAAUGGUGAUAUUGAAGCGGUUUUUGAUAAUCCAAUAUCGUUCCGAGAAAUCCUCUAUGAUUCGCGACUCUCACCCAAACAACAGAAAAUUUGCAUAGCAACAGUAUCAAGUGUAGCGUGUAUCACCGUAAUUAUGUUGAUCUCAUUAUUAGCGGGUUUUGGUAAGGUGCUUUUCGAUAUAACAGCCAGUGAGCAGAGAUCAAAGCAUGGUCUCAAAAUGAUACCCAAUUUACGAGCGAAACCAAUCAACGUUUUAUUCUUCAAUCAGUUUAACAAGACUGCCAACAUCGCCGAAUAUGCUCGUGAAAUUGAUGAAUAUCUUAAUGGUAAGUGA
This is a messenger RNA of Anisakis simplex (herring worm), 453 nucleotides long. The record is from the annotation of a GenBank genome assembly. NCBI's taxonomy places the organism in Eukaryota, Metazoa, Nematoda, Chromadorea, Rhabditida, Anisakidae.